AAUCGUAGCCCCAGUGGUGACAGUAUGUGUCUGUCUGUGCCGCUAUGGGUGAAAACACAAUGACGUACUCCACUGCUGGGACUUGUGAAUGUGUGUGUAUUUUGUUUGUUCACAAAGAUAGUUUUUGUUGUUAAAACAAAAGCCAUUAUGACUGUCACAAGUGCUUCUUUUUCUGACCACAAAACCUCAAACACAUGUGAAAACGCACGCACACAACCAAAGUCUCACCCUGACACCAGGCUACUCAGGAGAGAGGGAGCGUGAGGGAGAGAAAGAAGCAAGGGCGGGAGAGAAGCAGCUUAAGCAAUGCGUUUUUUUCUUCCUUGAGGUGGACAGUGGAGUGUAUUUGAAGAAAAAAAGAGAAAUUACCUUCCUCAAUUUAGACAUCACAGCAACAGAAGACAGAAAUCUCUCUGGAGUGAGUGGGCAAGCAUCUGCACGGUUCUCUCCUGGUGUGGGUUCGACUCGGCAGUGUCGAUGUUUCCAGUGAAACAGCCGUGGUUGUGUAAAGCGCUAGGUUGCUAUGACUGCUGCAUCCGCUGCCUGGGCGCCGUGCCCUACACCAGCCUGCUGGCCACCCUGCUCUGCUACACUGGCGUGGCGCUCUUCUGUGGAGGAGGGCAUGAGGCGCUCACUCACACACGCACAUUCGUAGAGCUCUACUUUGCAAGGGAAGUCCAGGAUUUCACUGUACUGGCAGACUUUAUAAAAUAUUUCCAGUAUGUGAUCUACGGUCUGGCCUCCUUCUUUUUCCUCUAUGGAUUGUUGCUCUUGGCUGAAGGUUUUUACACCACCAGUGCAGUAAAGCAGACUUUUGGAGAAUUCAGGAGCACAAAGUUUGGGCGUUGCUUCAGCCUGACUUUUAUAAUCUUGACGUACAUGCUCGCUGUGAUCUGGCUAGUUGUCUUUGGCUUCACGGCCAUUCCUGUGCUCUUCUUCAUUAAUAUGGAAAGCUCCUGUCACAAAGUCAACAUUCUGUCGGAAACCACCUUGUUCAACCAGCAAUCAAGAGUCUGUAUGGAUGCACGGAUGUAUGGGUUUCUUCCCUGGAAUGCUGUGCCAGGGAUUGUUUGUGGAAACACACUGGCAAACAUCUGCAAAACACCAGAGUUCUACGUGACCUAUGACCUUUAUAUCUGUGCAUUUGCUGGAGCAGGAAUCACCCUUCUUGCCCUGUUCAUUUAUGUGGUUGCCACCACCUACAACUACGCCGUUCUAAGGUUUCUUGGAAGAAAGGGAAUCCGUUGCUAGGUUCGGUGCUAGGCCCACAUCCCUGUUGCCUGUGG
Molecule: messenger RNA, 1286 nt
Organism: Carassius carassius (crucian carp)
Lineage: Eukaryota; Metazoa; Chordata; Actinopteri; Cypriniformes; Cyprinidae
Product: myelin proteolipid protein-like
Exons: 7
Coding region: 478-1251 (257 amino acids)
Biological process (GO): axon development; central nervous system myelination
Cellular component (GO): myelin sheath; plasma membrane
Molecular function (GO): structural constituent of myelin sheath
Source: RefSeq, a predicted model, not a curated record